Owenia fusiformis is the source of this 1839-nucleotide messenger RNA. Lineage: Eukaryota; Metazoa; Annelida; Polychaeta; Sabellida; Oweniidae. The record is from the annotation of a GenBank genome assembly.
AUGGCUGCAGCUCGUCCUGUCGGAAUCGCUGUGUGGGAAUGGUUGAACGAAUUCGGUCGCUGGAGACCAUAUGAUCCUAAUAUAUGUGACUUUAUUGAACAGAGGAAAUCAUCUUCCUUGCAUAUACAUCUUGGUGGGGCUGAUCCGACACUUGUAAAUUACACAUUGGAUCUACAAAACUUGAUACAAAUUCGAGCUGGAACAGGAACUAAACGUAUGGUUAGGAGAAAGGUUUACCCAAUGCAAUCAGCAGUUGCACAAGGGAUCCGUUGGCAAUGGGAAGACAAUGCACCGGGACGUUACCACGAAUAUGAUUUUGAAAUAACAUGUUACAUCGAAGAUGCAUACCAAAAUAAAAUACCACUUAUAGAUUUAAGUAUGACUCAGUUCAAUCUGCCAUAUACGUUGGAUUUAACUCGCAUGACUCAAACAAGAAAUGAGACAAGAAAUAAAAGACAUAUAAAACGAAGUAAAAUUGUAAACUCUUAUCAUUUGGAAUAUGCAAGCAAUGGUCCUCAAUUGUCGGGGAACGUGACUUCUAAUAGUGGACGAAAAUUCAAUGGUGCUAUGACAGGUGGUUCGUCAACAGCUGGUUCUGUAUCUGGUAGUGUCUCGUCAUUGAAACACACCCAUAGUGAUUCAGGGGACUCGGAUAAUGGUCAAGCUAAGUCACUUAAACCAAAAAAGAAAUCAACAAAAACAGUUUCCAGUACAAAAUCAAGUUCAAGUUCAAGCAUUCCGCCAGUUGCUGUUGGGCCACCUAAUCCACAUGGAGCAAGUUCAAAUAGUAACAUUCUCACCCGGAGUCAAGUACAUGGACUAUCUUCUGCAGGAAGUAGUUCCGGUAGCGCCAGUUUCCAUGGCAACUUGACAACUGGUUUACAGCCUGGUAUGCCUUUGAUGUCAAGCAGUAUGUCAAUGCCAGCUGGUGUGGGACAGUUACCUAGUCAUAUUAGUUUACAACAAGGCCACAGAUUCCUUGGUCGCCAUAUUAGCCCUGCAAUAACAGGUGUUACAAAUACACUGGUGAAUCCUCUCUUACCAGUUGUGCUGAGUGCACCCCAACCUCCAUUAUAUCACCCUCCCCCAGCAUCUAAGUCAACCAUGAAACCUGUGCAAGGAAUAGAGGGCACUAAACGCAAAAAUACUGGAAAACAGAAUCUUGAGGCUGGAGACGUCAUGAAAAAGUAUGUGGUUAAAGUCAAGUCCCCUCCCAAUGAUGAGGAUUGCUGUAUUUGUAUGAGUCGUCUCUCAGCAAACUCUGGAUACGACGAUAGUUGUACCACAGUGUACCAGUUAAAGAAAUGCACCCACAUGUUCCACAAGUCUUGUAUAGAGGCCAUGUAUAGCAGUGGGUCUAAAGACGGCCAUGUGCAAUGUCCUACAUGUAAAACCAUAUAUGGUGAAAAAUAUGGCAAUUGCCCACCUGGAAAGAUGGAGUUUCAUACUCUCCCCCAGUCUGUACCAGGGUAUCCCGGCAGUGGAACAAUUCGGAUUAUCUACUCCAUACAUGGUGGUAUACAGGGUCCAGAACACCCUCAUCCUGGCCAAGCGUUCUCGGCAAGAGGUUUUCCACGGCAUUGUUAUUUACCAGACAGUGAAGAGGGCAGAAAGGUGCUAAAGCUAUUGAUAGUUGCUUGGGAGCGGAGGCUGACCUUCACUAUUGGAAGUUCCACAACUACAGGUGAAGGCAAUACAGUCACUUGGAACGAAAUACAUCACAAGACAGAGUGGGGGUCUAACUCCACAGCACAUGGGUACCCUGACCCUAACUAUUUAACAAAUGUUUCCAUGGAGCUCGCUGUACAUGGGGUAACUGAAAGUGAUAUUAGUGAAUAA